AUGAUGUUUCUGCGACGACUGUUGUUUUUGACGGCAUUGCUUUUGAGUGUUGCCUGCGUGUGUGUGGCGUCUGAAGAGACUAAAGAGGCAGAAGAUCUAUCUGCUGGUGAUGGUGAUUGUCGUGAUACAGGCAAGGAGGGUUCCAAGUGUAAACCUAACCCGGAGGUAGUUGAAGAUUCUCCUGAGUGCAAAGAACAUUCUGAAAAGGAGAAAUGCACUACCGAGGAUGGUAAGAGUGAAGGCGAUUGCCCUAAUGGUUCUGAACUUCCUUGUACACCAAAAGAACCAGCUCCAACUUCACCAAAGGAACCAGCUCCAACUAUACCGAAAGCGCCUGGUCUUAAUGAAAAGGGUUCUACUGAGGAAGUUGGACUAGAUACAGUAUCUGGUGGUCCUACAGGUGAAAGAGGUACAGAUGGCAGUAGGCAGGGUUCUGGUACUCAUAUUGGUAGUGGUCCUGUCUCUUCUUCCGCUCCUCCUACUGUAUCUCCUCCAUCUCAGUCAACGACUAAUGAGGAGAGAAGGGAUCCAUCUCCAACUGACACUCAUACUGGAAACAUCGGCGGCAGUACAACAGAGGAGAGUGGAGCUCUCCAGGGAGGUGAUCCUGCCCAACCCUCUUCUUCACCCACCACUUCAGAAACCGAGAGUGUCGGUGAAAAUGCUGCUGGGAGUGAUGCUACAACUGCUGCGAAUGACACUAAACCUACAGAGGGUGAGUCACCAAGUACCCAAGAAGGUGCUGAAGGAAAUACAGAAUCAACCACUACCACCACAACAACAACACUUCCUCCUGAACUCACAAACAACAAGAAGGGUGAUGCAGACAGUAGCAGCAGUAUCAGCAGUUCUGUGUGGGUGCGUGUA
Molecule: messenger RNA, 867 nt
Organism: Trypanosoma theileri
Lineage: Eukaryota; Euglenozoa; Kinetoplastea; Trypanosomatida; Trypanosomatidae
Exons: 1
Source: RefSeq, a predicted model, not a curated record